Molecule: messenger RNA, 351 nt
Organism: Lathyrus sativus (Indian pea)
Lineage: Eukaryota; Viridiplantae; Streptophyta; Magnoliopsida; Fabales; Fabaceae
Source: the annotation of a GenBank genome assembly
AUGGCAGAAAAUGGAGAAGUGAUCGGUGUUCACAGCGUGGAGGAUUGGAAGAUGCAUAUGGAGAAAGGAAAAAGCUCCAACAAACUGAUUGUUGUUGAUUUUACUGCUUCUUGGUGUGGUCCAUGCCGUAUCAUUGCACCAAUUUUUGCAGACCUUGCUAAAAAUAUGCCACAUAUCAUCUUCUUCAAGGUUGACGUUGAUGAGUUGAAGACUGUUUCUGACGACUUGGAAAUUGAAGCUAUGCCAACAUUCUUGUUCUUUAAAGAAGGAAAGAAAGUGGGCAAAGUUGUGGGUACUAACAAGGAUGAGCUGCUAAGCACAAUAGUACAGCAUGGAGGACAGUCUUCUUGA